GCGCCCUGGUCCGCGUGUGGGCAGCGGCAGCAGCUGGGUGUCCGCCGCCUUGCUGAGGCGGGGCCCACGGCCGCACUUUCCCGGUGUGUCGCCUCCCUAGCUCCGGUGGCGCUGCGUGACAUCCGGCGGGGCUCGUGGCACACCUAGGACCGCAGGCUCCCACCCCCAGCCAUGUCCACCGUGGAGGCCAUGGCCACGGCCGACGCCGCCGAGGCGGGAGGCAGGACGAAGUCCAGCAGUCCCCGCACGAUCCCGGUGAUUGGGGUGGUGACCCCGCAUGAGGAUAUGCAGGGUGUUUUCAAGCCUAUGGACCUUAAUCGUAUCAUCAAACUUCUUGAAGAGAAUGAUAAGGAUGACUUAGAAGAAAAACAACUUAAUAGUGUCAUGAAAAUGGUACAUUGUUAUCAGAAUGGAUUUCCUCUAAGGGAUCUGGCACAGGUGUUUAAAAUCCUGGGUCUGUGUGCAGAAAAAAUUGAAAAGCAGCCCUGUUUUGUGGAACCUGCAUCUGACCUUAUAAAACUGUGCGGCUUGCCAUUUUUGAAAAAGAAAGUAUCAGAUGAAAUAACUUAUACUGAAGACACUGCUAAUUCACUUGCUCUUCUGGGUGAACUGAUGAAAAUACCGAGUUCUAAAUUAAGGAUCCAAAUUUGUAAGUGCAUCGUGGACUUCUAUCAUGCUGAGCCUCCGAAGAAGCACAUUCCAGGCUACCAGCAGGUGAGCUCAUCGUACAAGGUGAAGAUGGCUGAAGUUGGAGGACUGGCAGAAGCCAUGGUCCAGUCCGUGCUCCUGAUCGAAAACCAGCUUGUUGAGAAGCUGUGGGUUCUUAAAGUUCUCCAGCAUCUCUCGACUUCCGAAGCUAAUUGCACUUUAAUGGUGAAAGCCCAAGCUGCUGGCAGAAUCUGUGCUCACCUCAAUGACCCAGAUCCUUCAGGACAGCUUCUAUUUCGUUCAUCAGAAAUACUUUGGAAUUUGUUGGAAAAAUCCUCAAAAGACGAAAUUAUACAACAGCUUAGUAACUUGGAAUGUCUGCUGGCUUUGAAGGAAGUAUUUAAAAAUCUGUUUAUGAGGGGCCAUAGUCAUUACGACCGUCAGCUUAGAAAUGAUAUAUUAGUUAUCACUACGAUUAUAGCUCAGAACCCUGGAGCACCAAUGAUUGAAUGCGGCUUUACCAGGGAUUUGAUACUGUUCGCAACGUUUAGUGAAGUUAAAAGUCAAAACCCUUUGGUAAAAGGUCUUAAGCUUUCUAAUUCCUAUGAAGACUUUGAGUUGAAGAAAUUGCUAUUCAAUAUAAUUGUGAUCUUAUGUAAAGAUUUAACUACUGUUCAGCUAUUAAUCGAUGGCAAAGUUAUUUUGGCCUUGUUAACCUAUGUGAAAAAGCCCGAGAGACUCAAGAUUAUCGAGUGGUCUGCAGCACAGUAUGAAGAACUACAACUGCAUGCAAUAGCCACCUUGUCCUCAGUGGCUCCUUUGUUAAUAGAGGAGUAUAUGUCAUGCCAGGGCAAUGCUCGAAUCCUUGCGUUUCUGGAAUGGUGUGACCACGAGGAUUCCUUCUUCAUUCACGGUAACAGUUUUCAUGGGACAGGCGGCCGUGGAAACAAGUUUGCCCAGAUGCGGUACACCUUGCGGCUCCUCAGAGCCAUGGUUUAUCUUGAAGAUGAGACUGUGAACACGGAUCUCUGUGAAAGGGGGGUUAUUCAUCAACUGAUAGGAAUCUUUAAAAAUAUGGCAAGCAAACAUGAUGAAAAGGAAGAGGCAAUUGCUUUGGAGAUCCAGUCUGACACAUUGCUCAUCUUGUCGGGGCUCUGCGAGCAUUACAUUCAAUGGAAGGAAAUGUUUGGAACUGAAGGAGUUGACAUAAUUCUUCAUGUAAUGAAAACAGACCCCAAGAAGUUACAGAGUGGCUUAGGCUACAAUGUCCUUCUCUUCAGUACUUUAGACAGCAUUUGGUGCUGCAUUUUGGGAUGCUAUACUUCUGAAGAUUAUUUUCUUGAAAAGGAAGGAAUUUUUCUCCUUUUGGAUAUAUUGGCAUUGAACCAAAAAAAAUUCUGUAAUCUGAUCCUUGGAAUAAUGGUUGAGUUUUGUGACAAUCCCAAAACGUCUGCUCACGUCAAUGCUUGGCGAGGGAAGAAAGACCUCACCGCUGCUAGUCUCCUAAUUAAACUGUGGAGGAAGGAGGAAAAGGAGCUGGGAGUCAAACGGGAUAAAAAUGGCAUGAUUGUUGAUACAAAGAAGCCGCUAUUUACUAGUUUUCAAGAAGAGCAGAAGAUCAUGCCCCUCCCCGCCAACUGCCCAUCUAUUGCAGUUAUGGAUGUCGCUGAGAACAUCAGAGCAAAAAUCUAUGCUGUGUUGGGAAAACUGGAUUUUGAAAACUUACCUGGCCUAUCUGCUGAAGAUUUUGUCACCCUCUGUAUAAUACAUAGAUACCUUGAUUUUAAAAUUCAGCAUGGACUAGCCUUCAGUAUGACUGUAAGGAGCAAUAGCAUCAAUGCCUCAGAAGGCCAAGCAGUUUCUGCAGCUGUGAGGGGAAGUAACUAUAAACCAGAAUUCUCAGAUGGAGCUGGUGUCCGAGAAAUUGGAGAAAUAUGGAAUGAAGUAUGUGAAGAAAUAAAAUUGGAAAAAUUAAAACUAGUUACUUCCGAUAAAUUGUCUUUGGAGUCUAUUACAGCAGCAACAGAAAAUAUUGGAAAGAUGGUCGCUUCCCUGCAAAGUGAGAUGAUUGAAAGCCAAGCACGCCAAGAUGUGCAAAAUGAGCAGAGAGUAUACGCAAAAAUACAGGCCACACAUAAGCAGAGAGAACUGGCUAACAAAUCAUGGCAAAACUUCCUGGCCAGAACAUCAAAUGCUAAAACAUUAAAGAAAGCAAAAAGGCUCCAGGAAAAGGCUAUAGAAUCCUCCAAAUACAGUGAACGGCCACAAAAUGCAAUAUUUCACCAAACAGUUAUUAAAGGUCUUAACACAACGGUCCCUUCUGGUCGGGUGGUGACAGUGGAAAGCACUCCUGCCCGGUUACUGGGCGGACCUCUGGCUGACACAGACAUUGCUCUGAAAAAGCUGCCUAUUCGAGGAGGAGCUUUGCAGCGGGUGAAAGCGAAGCCCCUGAGUGAGCCAAAAAAGAACGCCCCUAUGUGACGUGCUUCAGAACCUUUCUGAAAUAAAUUCUACUUACCAUUUUUCUGCUAAAUGUAUAUUUGUAUACAAUUGUAAGGCAAAAAUUUAGAAUAAAUAUUUUAGUAAAAUAUUAUAAAAUUAAAGUCAGGAUAAUACAGUUUAUUUUUAUGAAAAACAUCAACAUAUCUAUCAGAAAAGUGGUCAUCACUCUCUUUGGAAAAACUGUUGGUCCCUUAACUGAAAUUGUAAAGUUUGUUUAUCAGUUAGGACAUUUGGCUAUAUAUCAGCUACUUCAAAUAGUCUACCAUAAAGGACAUUUUUAUGGACUUUGUAGCUACAAAGUCCUUCCUGAGUAACGUAGACUGUGGGCCCUGUUGGAUCAAAGGCUGACACUGACUCAGGUUUCCUUCCGUCGGUCCUCCUUACAUUCUUCUGAUGGAGAAGAGUGGGUGCAUUUUCUCAACAAUUUGUGCAGCGCACUCCGCAUCUUGGGAUCCUUGAUUGGUCAAAUGACAACUGUGGAGCUCUUCACCUUGAAGUUGGCCAGAUCUGAGUACUCCUUGCUCUUGGAGCCAUAAACAGUCCAAAAUCAUCUAAAAUUCCUAGAUGGAGUCAGGAAUCAAGGUGCUAUCAUCAGACAGAUACAUGAACACCAGGAGCAACAAAAAUAUG
Molecule: messenger RNA, 3780 nt
Organism: Microtus ochrogaster (prairie vole)
Lineage: Eukaryota; Metazoa; Chordata; Mammalia; Rodentia; Cricetidae
Gene: Cfap69
Product: cilia and flagella associated protein 69
Biological process (GO): olfactory behavior; response to odorant; positive regulation of flagellated sperm motility
Cellular component (GO): sperm midpiece; non-motile cilium
Source: RefSeq, a predicted model, not a curated record